GGAGGAGGGAUGAGAGAAGGAUGGGCAACAACAGUAGGGGAUAUGCCUCAGAUUAUCACCCAGUGUCAGAUCCUCUAGAGACAGAUAAAGAGGAGGAGUGGACCAAAGCGGGACAGCAGGAGAGACAGAAAGAAAGAGGUCGUCUCUGUGUAUGCAAGCUGCGCUGCAAAGAUGACCGACUCCAAAAGCGUAUUAUCAGUGGAGGUUCCAGAGGGGAAGUUAAUAAAAAAGGGUUCCAUCAAGAAGAAGAUUGAAUCAUUAAGGCGAUGGAGCUCAGCGAGUAUAAAGAGGCCUCCAAAGCCUAAGGCCAAGACCCUGAGUCUCUCCUCCCCCGUGGGAGACCCUGAUGACGUCUGGCUCCCAGAGGGAGACAAAAGGAAGCUGCGACCCAUCGUUGACUCAGUCUUUGGACAGGGGGAGUUGCCCAUUGGACAAAGCGGCGCCCCAUUGGCUGCAGCCAUGCUGGGGGGCCUGGGGGGUGCAGGUGAGGUAGACACGGAUGACGAGGAAGAAGGAGGGAGCGAGCGGGACAUUGAUGAGCCCCUGUGCGCUCUGGUUAAGAACUGCAACAUGCUGCACCACUUAGUGGGGCCUGCUUGUAUCUUCCUCAGACAGAGCUUCGCACAGAGCCAGCUUGACAGAGAUCUACGACCAGAGGAAAUGGAAGAGCUGCGUGAGGCAUUCAGGGAGUUUGACAAAGACAAGGAUGGCUUCAUCAGCUGUAAGGACCUGGGCGAGUGCAUGAGGACUAUGGGAUACAUGCCAACAGAGAUGGAACUGAUAGAACUCAGCCAGCAGAUCUGUGGCGGCAAAGUGGACUUUGAGGACUUUGUGGAACUGAUGGGUCCCAAAAUGCUCGCUGAGACUGCAGACAUGAUUGGAGUCAAGGAGCUGAGGGACGCCUUCAAAGAGUUUGACUCUGAUGGCGACGGCCAGAUCAGCCUUGGGGAGCUGAGGGAAGCCAUGAAGAAACUAAUGGGGGAGCAGCUAAACCACCGCGAGAUAGACGAGAUCCUGCGAGACAUUGACCUCAACGGGGACGGACAGGUGGACUUUGAAGAGUUUGUGCGAAUGAUGUCUCGCUGACUCUAUUGCACUAAAGAGAACAUGGACCAGGCUGCACACUGUUGACGUUCUUGUAAUUCUUCUAAUCUUGAUGUACACAGACUUAUUGGUGUCUGUAGUUUUUUUCAGUUUUCAGUUACUUACCAUCAUCUCUCAAGUAUAAGAGAAUCCCUUCAAUGUGUUACCGUUGUAUAAAAUGUAAUAUGUAUUUAACAUGUAAUGAGAGAUUAUAGAGUCAUGACUCAGCAGGGACAUGGUUUAAACAAAGCUUUUCUUUGGAAAUGAUUUCAAUUGGAAUAUAUUCCAACUGAAAAAUA
Molecule: messenger RNA, 1382 nt
Organism: Etheostoma spectabile (orangethroat darter)
Lineage: Eukaryota; Metazoa; Chordata; Actinopteri; Perciformes; Percidae
Gene: cabp2a
Product: calcium binding protein 2a
Exons: 8
Coding region: 172-1086 (304 amino acids)
Cellular component (GO): cytoplasm
Molecular function (GO): calcium ion binding; calcium channel regulator activity
Source: RefSeq, a predicted model, not a curated record